UUCCGUAUUAGGUCUGCUGAUUCGGAGGAAUCACGCGGAAGUAGUAAAUUAGACGCAUCAAGUAGUGCAAAUCACCAACCAAAACCGUGACAUUUUGGAAAACUAAUGAAAGUAAAGUUUAUUUUAAACAAGAGGACAUGUGCCAGUUCCAUUCCGAUUGUUAGGUUAUUCCGUAGAGAUAGCCUAUAGUCAUCAGAUAGAGUUAUGGCAUGCAGCGACUCUAUGGUGUCAAUGAAUGGAACUCAAGUUUCCUAUAUUGGACAUGACUGUGAGGACAUCCCAGAGUACCUUGGAGAAAGAUAUGGACUCUUGACAAGACGGCUAGAUCUCAGCUUCAAUCAGCUAAGGUCACUGGCGGGCCUCAAAGCGUUCACUGGGCUGGAAGAACUGGUCGUCGACAACAAUCUGCUCGGAAACGACCUCCAGUUGCCCAGGUUACCCACCCUCCACACCCUAACACUCAAUAAGAACCAACUGACUGACAUUGAGGAGCUGCUGGAGCACUUGGCGAAGGCGACACCGUCGCUGCAGUACCUCAGCCUGCUGGGAAACGAGGCCUGUCCCAACCAGCUGGUCAGCCUGGACAAGGAUGAGGACGACUACCAGAGAUACAGGUAUUUUGUUCUGCACAAGCUACCCACCCUAAAGUUCCUAGACACUAGGAAGGUUUGUAAGAUUGAACAGCAGGAGGCUGAGGCACGGGGAGCCUUCAUGAAGGUGGUUAAACCCAAGUUAUCAGACACGGUGGCCCCAGGUGACCCCAGGUCUGAGUGUUCCUUUAUGCCCUACACCCCUCUACCCAGAGGCUCUAGAGACGGCAAGAACCACAAAGGUGUGUUCGCCAAGUGCCAUUACGUCUACUAUGGAAAGCAUUCGGAAGGCAACCGAUUCAUCCGCAAUGACCAACUCUGAUGGACUGACAGAGAGACGCAAACACACGCACACAAGCUUCAUUAUACAAGUCGUUAAAUAAAAAUGCAAACAUCUUCAUUAAAAUGUCUCUUCCAUAACCUAUACUGUCACUCUCAGACCCCAGUCCUGGGGCCGUAUCUAUCAAGCUUCUCAAAGUAGGAUUGCUGAUCUAGAAUCAGUUUUUGAUCAUGAAUGAGAUUAUAUGGACAGGGGGGACCUGAUCCUAGGUCAGCAUCCUUCUCUACGCUUUAUGAAUACGGGCCUUGUAGCGUAGUGGCCUGGUCUCCUCCUCCUCCGCUGAGCUGUGGCUGGCUCCCCUGUCAGCUCCACUCUCCUGCCCCAGAGUGAACAUUGACACUCACGUUGACAUAAUUGCAUUCAAGCAGCAGUGCUCCACAUAAACACAACCAUAUACAAAAAUGCAUGCAUGCACGCACACGCACCCACAGAACUGUUCGCGCAAGUGCAAGCACUCUCUCUUUCACACCCACCCGCCCACCCAAACAACACACACACACACACACACCCCGUGGCCACAGUGAUGGACAGCUCCAGCCAAGCGGCUGAUUUGACAGCCACAGCAGCCAUGAUGGAUCACCCGUCCCCUACCGCCACUCAUCAGGGGUCAGAGGUCAAACCUGAUGCCUCACUGGGCCUGUGUGAGUGUGCAUGUGUGAGGGGGACUGGGGCGUAAUGAUGUAUAUUUCAAAAUGUAAGUAUACAGUAAAUUUCACUUUUAGAGUGUCAGUUAGGAGAAAGAGAGAUACAACAUAAAACAAAAAGUUUUUAAAACGUUUA
Molecule: messenger RNA, 1710 nt
Organism: Oncorhynchus tshawytscha (Chinook salmon)
Lineage: Eukaryota; Metazoa; Chordata; Actinopteri; Salmoniformes; Salmonidae
Product: leucine-rich melanocyte differentiation-associated protein
Exons: 7
Coding region: 205-912 (235 amino acids)
Biological process (GO): melanocyte differentiation
Molecular function (GO): protein binding
Source: RefSeq, a predicted model, not a curated record